Ilex paraguariensis (yerba mate) is the source of this 766-nucleotide messenger RNA. Lineage: Eukaryota; Viridiplantae; Streptophyta; Magnoliopsida; Aquifoliales; Aquifoliaceae. The record is from the annotation of a GenBank genome assembly.
AUGGAGAAGUCGUCUGAGACUGAGAAUGGUAAGGUGAAUGAAGGAACUAUGAAUAAGGGGGAAGUGGUAAAAGAAGGGAAAGAAAAUGAGAAGGAGAAGGAUAUUGAUUUUGAGAAGGGUGAACCCUCUAUUAAGCUAAACAAGGAGGGGGGGGGGAUAGAAGAUUCUCCUUUGGUUGACAUUGCGAAAGAUGAUGAAUUGUCUUUGGAGUUGACUGCUCAGAAGAGUAAGGAUGGAAAUGUCAAUGUGUUGGCUAGUACGUCAAAAGGUGGGCAAGAAAUGGAAGAGGAAGAGUAUAAGAGGGAAGAGGAUGCUAGGGAAGCAGAUGGGGGACUUCAUGUAGGUGGUGAUGAGUUGCAGAAGAGUAUUGAAGUUGCUUCUGGAACCUCUUUGAUAAGGAGUGGAGAUGUUAAUAUUGACAUGAUGAACUUGAGUGUUGAUGUAGGGAAGGAAAAUGUACUUGUUUGUGGUAUUAACAUACAAUGUUCUCCAGAAGUAAGUUCUUCUUUUCUGAUUGAGCAUCAGUUUAAAGUUAAGAGAAUGGAAAACAUAUCUAUGGAUGAUGAGUAUGGAUUAGUAAGGAAUAAAAAACCUUAUGAUAAAGGAUUUCUCUAUGAGCAGGAGAGUUCCAAGACAUGGGCUGCUUUGUCAGAAGAUCUUGAAGACAAUUUGCAUAUGAUAGAAGUUAUGGAGGCAAAUUUGGAUGCUUUGGGAGAUCAAGUGGUUGUAGAUUCUGUAGAGUCUAGUCCUAAGUUUAGUCCUAGAG